Molecule: messenger RNA, 1245 nt
Organism: Ogataea philodendri
Lineage: Eukaryota; Fungi; Ascomycota; Pichiomycetes; Pichiales; Pichiaceae
Exons: 3
Coding region: 1-1245 (414 amino acids)
Source: RefSeq, a predicted model, not a curated record
AUGUUGGUCAAUGCUCCGAGCUCAAACCCAAAGUACUUGAUCACAUACGCCGUUGGCCGCGCCAGGGCCUUGGCCACGUCGGCCGCGUUCAGCACGUUGGUCUUGAUUCCGUUUCCACGGCCCUCCGUCUUGGCCUGGAUGGCCGGCAUCUUGUACCGAGUUUCUACACAUUUAAGGUGCACCGCCACGAAGAUGCGUGCGUGCACCGCCACUCACAGCGAGUGCGCAACAAGCUUCUGUGUCGUGCGCAGAGCCUCGAACUUGACGUUGGUGUUGGCGCUGCUCAUCAGCGUCAUGAUCUCCGCCUUGGCGCCCGUCUUGUCCAGCACCUUGACCACCUCCGGCAGCACCUUGAUCAGCUGGCUCACGUCGAAGCACACUAUGGCCUGGUUCAAAAACGUCUGCUCCGGGUCCGACGUCUCGCCCAGAAGCGCCACCAGCUGCUUCAGAAUCCGCCAGUUGUUCUCCUUGAACUUGUCCGCGUUCUCGAUCCAGAACUCCUCCGACUUGUGCGACGGAGACCAGUUCAGCUUGCCUGUGUUGAGCUCGUUCUCGAACUCGUCAAAGGUCGUCAGCGUGGUCACGGCCUCGUUGAGGAUCGACAGCAGUGUCUCCAGGUCGCUCUUGAGCUCCUCGUCUGCCCACUUGCGCUCGAUCAGCUGCUUCGUGGUCUCCAGACCCUUGACUAGCAAAAAUUGCUUCACGAGCUGCUCGCGGCCGGUCUCGACGCUCAGCAGGUUCAGCAACGAGCUCACGCUCAGCCGCACAAUCUUCUCCUUCACAGCGUCCCUGGCAACAGAGUACAGCGUGGCAAUCAGCUCUGUGUACUGCGUCUCAAUGUCCUUCAAGGCCUGCGGAAUGAAUGUCAAUAGCCAGAUCGACAUUGUGGCGUACUGCACCGACAAGAAAUUGAGGUCCAGUUUCGUGGAACUGAGCAGCUUGACGCUUAGGAACUCAAACAGCGGCUUCAGAAUCUUCUCCUGGCCGUCGUGCGUCUCGCCGUCGUCCGUCAGCAACAGUGUCAGAACAUAUGCAGAGCUCAACUUGAUCGACUCGUCGUUCGACCCAACAAGCUUCACCAAAGGUCCGUACGGCAACGACGAGUCCAGAUGCGAAAUGCUAAGGAUGUUUUUGGCAAAAUUGGACUUUGGAGCCACCAACGUGUCUAUCAAUGAAACAAGAACAAACCGAACAAUGUCGUCAUGCGGAGCUUUCGAAAGCAACGAAACGAUCUUGGUGGAGUAG